AUCUUCCCAGUUCCCGAUAAGGACAGAGGGACCUUGACAACUUCUCUGGCCCAGGUCGGUUUUGGCCUGUCUGGCCCCCUAGGCUGGAAGGAAUUGACCUUUGGCGGCGACUCCUGCCUUCCCAAGACCCCAGGCAUCCCCCGAAGGGCGCCCCACCCCUUGAAGGGUUCCCCGGUGGCCCCUCUAAAGUCCUCCGAUGACCCUGAAGGGCCCCAGGUGUCACCUCGAAAAUCCUGCGUUGUCCCUAGAAGGGUCCUAGGUAGCCCAGCCUGGAGGGAGGGGGCUUCACACAGGCUUCCUCAUCUUAGAGACUAGAGGGGGGCGGCCCAGGUGCUCUCAGACCCUGGACAGAAGAUAGGCAGUUCCCUGUCUGCUCUCUGCAGUAUGGAGGAGUUUAAAUUCUUACUCGGCCAUAGCCCAAGAUUUCUCUAGGGAGGGAUAAAAUGAGGAAGAGGAAGAAGCUUCGGACCUCAGGAGGGGAAGGAAUCCGUCCUCCAAAACUUCCAAAGAACCCAAGAUUAGGAGACUCUGGCGGGGACCCCCAGAGUUCCAAGUUGGGCCAUUGGCAUCACCCUGAAGAGACAGAAAGCAGAUCAGGACCCGCUCCCUCUGCAGAGCAGAGCAGGGAGGAACCAGGACAGGCAGCUUCCAGCUCUCCUUAUGAGGAAGCAGGAGCUCCCUCCAGGCUCCUCAGGGAGCCAGAAAAAGAGCCAGUUCACCUUCCUCCUUCCCAGAACUCAGUCAGGAGGUUUGUCCCCCAGUUUGCGAAACCCAGGAAGACAGUGACAGGACGAGCAGAGAGGAGGGAAGAGGACCCCAGGAGUGGGGCCUUCAGCUUGGAAACACUGCCAGAACCUAGUGCCCAGCAGGCCAGAAGCCAGCCUCAAGAGGAGUCCCCAGGGCUUGCCCUCCAGGAGACCAGGGACCCAGGAGACCAGACCCAGGCAGACAGUGCCUGCCCUGAGCCCAGCGGCCAAAACCCUGUGAUGCCUGUGCCUGGCGAUGGGGAUCCUCAGCCCUUGGCCUCCAGCAUUGCCUCUCUGGAGUGGGGGACAGUGCCCUCGGCCUCAGAGGGGGCCAGCCAGGACCACCUGUCAAAGCAUGGGACCAACGUGCCAGAUGGUGGAAGCACGGAGGAGGGUUGGGUUCCAGGUGAUCAUGGCCAGAAAGGGCACCUGCCAGGCAGUGAUGCUGAAGAGGAACCAGACCAAGGAGCCCCUCAGGAGGGAGGUGCCCGAGGGGAAGCAGGAGUUGAGCUGCCUGAGGAGCGCCAGGAGGAAGAAGAUGGCAUCCUGGGCCCAGAGCCCAGAUCUGCAGCCCAGGGCCCUCCUGACGCUCUGCAGACACCCAGCUGGACUGGCGGGGGAGCAGAGUGGAGCUAUAGCAGCCCAAGAUGCUCCCGCCUUGGGGCUGUUGUCAUCGCAGGUGUGAGCACAGACCCCACGGAGCCAGAACAGAGGGCUCUGGGGGUGGCUGGGCCAGACGGGACGGUCAACGCCAGGGUGACUGCCUCUCCCAGCAGGAAGGCUCCUGAUGGAGGCCACAGCAGGGCCCUGCUCGGGUGCAUGCCUCUCACUGGGGAGACCACAGGAGGCAGAGAGGAGGCAAGGCAGGAAGACAAGCCCCCUGAUGAUGUCCCGGGGGGCCUUGCAGCCUCCCCGGAUCUGGCUCAUGAGAUCCAAGAGCCCACAAUAGGUGUUGGGGAUUCCAGCCCUUUAGCCUUGGAAAUGGGUCCAACUGUGGGUCAGACACAGGUACCAGGCCCGGAUCAAGAAGGGCUGGGAGGUAUGUGCUUGCUGCCUUUGCUGUCGCAACCUGUGGGUAAAAAGGCAGCUGAGUUAGGGAGCCAUAGCCACAAACAAGACCUCAAGGGGCUCAGUUUGCCCCUCGGAGCCUGUGCUCCACCAGUGUACAGAGAAGCAGUGGACGGCCCUCCCCAGGAUGCCGGGGCACGUCAGGGCAGCCCAGAUGCCCGCACAAGCCCGGCAGGCCAGCCGGAGCACCCUGCUGACUCUUCAGAGCAGGCUGUCUGGGAGGGGUCCCCAGCCAUGGAACUCUACUUCCUGCCGGACAGCCAGACACAGGAUGCCCUGGAAGCCCCUGGUUUUGAAGCCCCACCUGAACAGUUGUCUCCUGCAGGGAGCGGGCUGGACCCUUGCUGGCCUGGCACCAGCCCACGUGCCGACGGAGGCUCCCUUGCUGAGGCCCAGCCAAGGACCCAAAUGGGGAUCAAGACCUGCGAAGCCGCCAGGAUGGAGGAUGCAACAGACACCGUGCGAGGCCUCGUCAUCGAGCUCUCCAACCUGAAGUGUGUGUGCGUGUGCUCGUACAGGCUCGCCGGCCCCCAGAAGUGCCUGAUGUUCCUGCCAAACAGCUGGAAACAAUCCCUCAGCAGACUCCGGAAAGCCUGCUGGCCCCUGUGUGCCCCCUGUUAUUUUGUUACCAUCCGAGAUGCUCCAGCAAGUCCUGGUGGGCCCCAGAAACCUCCCCUCAGCUGACCUGGAAGUCACCUUCCCAUGGGAAACACAAAAGGUCCUGCCAUCCUCAGCAGCCUCCCUUGGGAGUCGCCUGGGGGAGGGGACCUGUUCCUCCCUGUGGCAGAGGCCUGGAAGCU
Eubalaena glacialis (North Atlantic right whale) is the source of this 2614-nucleotide messenger RNA. It is a transcript of the gene BRME1, whose product is annotated as break repair meiotic recombinase recruitment factor 1. NCBI's taxonomy places the organism in Eukaryota, Metazoa, Chordata, Mammalia, Artiodactyla, Balaenidae. Gene Ontology annotation, biological process: double-strand break repair involved in meiotic recombination. The transcript has 9 exons. The coding region runs from base 444 to 2498 and encodes 684 amino acids. The record is from RefSeq and is a predicted model, not a curated record.